Messenger RNA from Rotaria sp. Silwood2, 2430 nucleotides. The record is from the annotation of a GenBank genome assembly. NCBI's taxonomy places the organism in Eukaryota, Metazoa, Rotifera, Eurotatoria, Philodinida, Philodinidae.
AUGAAAGUAUGCGAACACAUUGUUGUUAAUAAUUUAAGAUUGUCUAAAUUUCAGGUACGAAAUACCACCGUCGAUCACGAGUCAUCCAUGAUGACAACAGCAACACAAACAUCAACAAUUCAUAAACAAUCACUAGUUUGGAAGUAUUUCCAACGAAUAAAAACUGGUGAAACAUUACAAGCAAAAUGUUUAAUAAAAAAUUGUCAUAAAGUUUUAUCAACACCUCUUUAUUCAACUACUACAUUAAUUCGUCAUUUACGUGACGUACAUAAAGUAAAAGAAUUUCAAGAUAAAGAAAAACUUGUAAACCGUUCAAAUAAAAAAAAAAUAUCUUCUCAUUUGAAAAAAAAAAUUGAUCAAGCAGCAUUGGUGGCCAUUAUUCAGGAUGGUCGAACUUUCGAUGAUUUUUCUAAACCAGGAUUUCGAAAGUUUCUUCAAUUAAUAGUACCGAGUAAGAAAACAUUGUUAUUAAUCUAUUUACUUUAUUCAGCUACGUCUGAUUUAGAUUAUCGUCCUCCACAUCGAAAUUAUAUUAAUAAACACUUAAAACGUCUUCAUACUAAACAUGCUGGUUCUAUGAUUAAUUUAUUAUCAAAAGUACCUUUUAUUGCUAUUACGACCGAUUUCUGGUCAGACAAAGGUUCAUCAUAUUUGGUAUUAACUGGACAUUAUAUAAAUCAUGAAUUUAAUUUACAUUCAACUGUAUUACGUUUUUCGACAUUUCAAAAACGUCAUUUCUCAGAACUAAUUGGCGCUGAAAUUCAAAAACAAUUAGUUGAAUUAAAUAUAUUUGAAAAAGUAACAAGUAUUACAUGUGAUUCAGCACCCAAUAUGAUUAAAAUGUUUAAUUAUUUAACACGUUUGGAUAUUAUUCGUAUUCGUUGUCAAGCACAUCUCCUUCAUUUAAUUGUUUGUAAUGGCCUUGGUUUAUGGCUUGGUAAAAAGAAAAAAAAAGCAAAUACAACCGAUAAAACAAAUUUAAUCGAUCCUGAAGAACGAUUAAGUCAAUCUUUACAAACAAUUAACAUUAUUGAUAAAGAAGAAUCAACCGAUGAAGAAUAUAGUGGUGAAAAUAGUAUUGAUGCUAUUGAAGAUGAAGGUGAAAAUGAAGAUCUUAAUGGUGAAAAAGAUGAAAUUAUUGAUCUUGAUGAUAAUCAAGAAAAUCAUUCAGAUGAUUAUGAUACAGAUUCAUUUUGUAGUGACGAUGAAAAUGAUAAUACAUUUGAUGAUAUUGAAGAUAAUUUUGAAGUAGGUGUUAUUACUGAUGCAAAUGAAUAUUCAAAUUUAUCAUCAACACAACUAGAUGAACGAAUUACUCUAGUUGUCGAAAAGAGUCGAGAUUUGAUUGGUAUGAUUAAAGAUAAUUCAAUUUUAUAUUCAUUCGUCCAACAAAAAAAAGAAGAACAUAAUCUUCAUAAUGAUGAUAAAAUUAAACGUUCAUUGCAUCUGGACGUUCGUACUAGAUGGAAUUCAACGUUCAAGAUGUUGACAACGUUGAAAUUAUAUCGAUACAUUAUCACCGAUUUAUUUCAAAAUAUGGCUAAUUUAGGUAUUACCAAGGAACAAUACCAGCGCUUAGCUGCUAUGGAGUUUUCAAGUAAUUGUUGGUACACAGUUGAACUCUUAGUUAAAGUACUCAAGCCUUUCUAUGGUGUAACUAAAACAAUUGGUGGUAGCGAGUAUCCUACUAUAGGUCUUGCUUUUCUUAUGUUUCGUCGUCUUGACAAAGAUUUUUUGUCAGUUGUCAAACCAACUGAUGCUCCAUUAUUCAACCAUAUGAAAGAUUGUUUAUUAAAAAAAUUGAUUUAUUAUACUGUAGAACAAGAUCCUUCACAAACAGAAACAAUCUUGUUUCACGCUUAUUUUGAUCCAUUUGCAGUCUCGGCUAUGACAAGUAGUGAAAUUAAUACAAUUGAAAAUGAAAUAAAAUAUUUAAUUCGUCAGUCAACAUCAAAUAGUCAAACACAAACAUCAACAGCAUCAUCUUCAUUUACUAAUACAUCAAACAUCAAUAAAUUUUCAUCAUCAUCGAAGCAAAAUGGAAAAAAAAAAUCUUUCAUGGAUUAUUUUUUUGAUACUUUAGUUGAAGAUGAUAAUAAUGAUACAAAACAAACGCAAAAAACAUCAUUAACGUCAACCAAAAUUAUUAAUAACGAAAUAAAAUUGUACAAGACAUUAGCCAGUCAAUUUGUAGCCAAGUCGGUUGAUAGUUAUGAACCGAUGACGUUUUGGAAAGAAAAUAAAUUAUUAUUACCAAAUUUAGUAAUACUUGCUCAAAAAUAUUUGGCUACGCCUAGUACGAGCAUAAAAUCAGAAUCAGCAUUCAGUAUAGCAGCAUAUUAUGGACGAAAACAACGUGCUCGCCUCAGUUCAACAAAUCUUGGGUUUUCUGUUUUUCUUAAAGAUAAACUAUCUUCUGAAACUAAUUAA